UGUAUUAUGGGAUAUCAAACAACAAUAUCCGCGUUGCAAGGGCCAGGGAAUAAUUAGAAAUGUGCUUACAUUUUACGUCGAUAGUAUGGAUGUAAAAGAAAUGGGAGAACGUGUAUUUGCUGCAGAACGUUUGCUCAAGAAAAGGAUUCGAAAGGCGCGUGUUGAAUAUUUUGUAAAGUGGAAGGGGUGGUCACACAAGUUCAAUACAUGGGAACCAGAGGAAAACAUUCUCGAUCAUCGCCUCACCGAGGCGUUCAAUUCUGGGCUAGAUAAGGAAACUCUGCCUAAAAAACGGGGACCAAAACCGAAGAAGCGGAAACCAGAGGAAACCCAAAAAGACUCUUCAGAGAUGGACACAACGACAGAUGAGGAGGAAGACGACGAGACGACCAGUACGGAAAAUUCCGACUCCGAGACGGAGGACGAACUGUUUCAUUCCCAGAAAGACGAACAUUCCAAGAGUAUUCUCUCAAAAGACUCGAGUGGUGAGGAUAAGUCCAGAUCGAGAGGUGGAGAACGCUCCGACAAAAAUCACGACAUGGAUGACGAUGAAUCGAACAAUAUUUUUGACACCCCCGGAUUGAAACGAUCCGACUCGCCGUCACCCCCCGUGUUGACCCCCAUUCGACGAUCGUACCGACGAAGACCAAGUGGGAGAGGCCCGGGUCGGCCGCCCCUUAACCGGCCCUCUGUAUCAUCAAAUGAUGGCAGUGGUCCCCCGUCUCUUCGCGUGGUGAUCAGAGGUAGGGGUCGAGGAAGAGGACGUGGCAGGGGGCAUGCAGAGCCUCGACUUCGGGGUCGUGGGAGAGGAAGAGGUACUGGAAAAGUAGGCCGUCCCCGGGGAAGUGGAAAGGUGGGCCGCCCCAGGGGUCGCGCAUCAAUACACUCAUUUCGGCGCAGGCCCCGACUAAACAUUUUGACCGGGCUUCCAGACGAUCGUUUCCUUCAGGACAGACUGAAGAAGAUCAAACUGAAAGCGCUCGGAAUGAGCGCCAAACAAAGUGUGGCCACCAAAAAUAAACAGAAAGACAAAAAGAAAACCCUGAUGGGAGUGAAUGUGGUUGAAAAUCACAAAAGAGAUAAUAUAAAAAUGUGUGUGCCAAAGAUGGAAGACGACAAGGAAUACUGGUGUCCGUCUCCCGCGGUUACCAAGAACUUAGAUCACGUGAUGAUCACUGACGUGGCUGCAGACGACAGCAUGAUAACCAUCAGAGAAUCAACUUCGGAGGUUGGAUUUUUCAAAAAUCGGGAGGAAAAUACAGAGAUGCCGGGAACAUAACUGAUUUUAAGCAUUAUGUGCUUUUUACUUUUUAAUUAAGUCCAACGCGAAGUUGGAUGCAAAAAUCUGGCAUAAAGUAUUAAUAAGAGGUGCUAUAUUUUUAAAGUAAUGGACAUGCGUUUAAAAUCGAUUCCGAAGGAUGUAGAAAUUUGGACGAACUGUAUUGUAUACUUACCAUGCAUCCAAUUUGUAAAUCUUUGUUGAACAAUAAAUUGUUAAUUGUU
Magallana angulata is the source of this 1503-nucleotide messenger RNA. Its product is annotated as chromobox protein homolog 8-like. The record is from RefSeq and is a predicted model, not a curated record. Bases 86 to 1279 code for a protein of 397 amino acids. Lineage: Eukaryota; Metazoa; Mollusca; Bivalvia; Ostreida; Ostreidae. The transcript has 5 exons.